AUGGUUGUGAAGGCAGUUAAACAGGCAUCUAUUGCACGGAACGGUGUUGGAGCGUUUGUAUUUCCCUGCAAGAAGAUUACGUUGCAAUAUUGCAAUUGGGGAGGGUCAUCGCAAGGAAUGCGGGAGUUUUUGACGUCGAAGAGGCUUGAGAAAUUGGGGUCUCAGUACCCGUUUAUCCAGUUCGAGGUGUUGAGGAAGUCGGGGCAUCCGCUGCUUAGAGCACAGUACAACAAUGGACGGGAAAAGGUGAUUUGCGUGAGGAACUUGAAUAUCGAUAACGUCGAGAACAAGCUAAAGCUGCUGAAGGACUCAAGUGGCGAGAUACUGCGUAGGAGAACGAAGAAUGAUAACGUGGAGACCUUGAACAAGAGCGUGAGAGGUGUUUGGUCACCAAUUCAUGCGUCUAUGAGAUACAGAGUCUAG
This is a messenger RNA of Torulaspora globosa, 423 nucleotides long. It is a transcript of the gene MRPL51, whose product is annotated as mitochondrial 54S ribosomal protein mL43. Gene Ontology annotation, cellular component: mitochondrial large ribosomal subunit. Gene Ontology annotation, biological process: mitochondrial translation. Bases 1 to 423 code for a protein of 140 amino acids. Lineage: Eukaryota; Fungi; Ascomycota; Saccharomycetes; Saccharomycetales; Saccharomycetaceae. Gene Ontology annotation, molecular function: structural constituent of ribosome. The transcript has a single exon. The record is from RefSeq and is a predicted model, not a curated record.